Nannospalax galili (Upper Galilee mountains blind mole rat) is the source of this 513-nucleotide messenger RNA. RefSeq names its product keratin-associated protein 4-1. Lineage: Eukaryota; Metazoa; Chordata; Mammalia; Rodentia; Spalacidae. Gene Ontology annotation, cellular component: keratin filament. The transcript has a single exon. Bases 1 to 513 code for a protein of 170 amino acids. The record is from RefSeq and is a predicted model, not a curated record.
AUGGUCAGCUCCUGUUGUGGCUCUGUCUGCUCUGAGCAGGGCUGUGGCCAAGGCACCGGCCAGGAGAGCUGCUGCCAGCCCAGCUGCUGCCAGACCACCUGCUGCAGGACCACCUGCAGCCGCCCAGUCUGUUGUCAGACUAUCUGCGGUCCUCCCAGCUGCAGUGUGUCCAGCUGUUGCCGUCCCAGUUGCUGUGGUUCUAGUUGUUGCCGCCCCACCUGCUGCCAGACCACCUGCCGCCCCAGCUGUGGAGCGUCCAGCUGCUGUCGCCCAGUCUGCUGCCAGACCACCUGCCGCCCCAGCUGUGGAGCGUCCAGCUGCUGUCGCCCAGUCUGCUGCCAGACCACCUGCCGCCCCAGCUGUGGAGCGUCCAGCUGCUGCCGCCCCGUGUGUUGUCAGACCACCUGCCGCCCCAGCUGUGGAGUGUCCAGCUGCUGCCGCCCCGUGUGCUGUCAGACCACCUGCUGCCAUACAACUUGCCGCCGCCCUAGCUGCUGUGGCCCCUCUUGUUGA